CGACAGAAGUAAGUUGUCUAUGGUUGUGGGUGAAGUGGGCGUAACUACAAAGUGUUGUGUAAAAAGUGUCAACGUUGUAAGGCAGUCGGUUGAAACGAAAUACACAUCAUCCACAACAAAAACAACCACCAUGACGACACACCAGAAGCUGUACGGCAAAGACAUCAGUGAAUACGACAACAUGGAUGUGGACCAGUUGUUGUCACAGCUCUCGCCGGAGGAGAUAGACAUGCUGGCGAAAGAAGUAGACCCCGAUGACCAGUUCCUGCCGCCAUCGCAGCGCACAAGCUACUUGUGCGACAAAUCGCCGACGGGGCCCCUGAACCGCAAGAAGCUCAUCGAGCACAUCAACCGGCAGGCGCUGGAGACGCCCGACCAGCCCGAGGCUAAGCCGUACGUCCCCGGCACCGUCCGCGGGAAGAAGUGGAUUCCUCCGCCGCCAUCCCUCCAAGAGAGGAACGCAGAGGAGCAGAUAGCCAUUGAUCUCGGGGACGAGUAUGAGACUGCGCUCACGUCCGCGUCCCAGGAGGAAAUCAUUGACCUUGCAGCCAUCCUGGGGUUCCAUUCGAUGAUGAACCAGGACCAGUACCACGCGUCGCUGCUCAACAAGGGCCAGCCGGUAGGACUGGGCUGGGACGGCAUCACCAAGGCAUCGCAGCCCAAGCCGUUCCCGGCGGACCCACCCAACACCACUGACCCCGACGCCACCAUCCAGCAGGUCAAGGACGAUGACCACACCCUCACCGACCUCAACUGGAACAACAUCAAGAACGUAUCGGAGGAGAAGUUCGUGCAGCUAAUGGAGGCUCUGCCAGCAAACACGCACCUCGAGACGCUCAGCCUUGCCAACACGGGCAUGACCGAUGCCAUGGCCCUCAAGCUGGCUGAAGCCCUCGAGAGCAACAACACGCUGCGGGUGGUGAAUGUGGAGACCAACUUCAUCAGUCCCGCUGUCGUGGUGAGGCUGGUCAAGUCCCUGCUGGCCACCAAAACUAUUGAGGAGUUCCGGGCCUCCAACCAGAGGUCGCAGGUGCUGGGCAACAAGAUCGAGAUGGACAUCACGUCGCUCGUUGAGCAGAACCCCACGCUACUCAGGCUCGGCCUGCACCUGGAGUACAACGAUGCGCGCCACCGCAUUGCUGCGCACCUGCAACGCAACAUUGACAGGAUACGCCUUGAACGGAUUGGGGCAUCGAGCUCGUAGUGCGAUGAUGGCUCCUAAUAGAUCGUUUGCGUCGAAUGGGCAGAGCCUCGCGCAACUACACCACCGGACUUGUCGUGCACAGAAAUUCACUUCUGUACUGAACCAAGAACAAAUACUAGCACCCGUAGAGCAUAGCCAUGGGAUGUCUCUAGAUGUUUGUCUCAGCUUUGCAUCGUAGUAGUUUAUCUGCUGUGUGUUUUGAAGCUACUCUCGUGUUUGAAAACCUUUUUGUGAGAAUACGCAUUAUAGUUUCCAGACUUUUGAUAUUUGCACGACAGAUGUGUGUGGGGCUCAUCUUACUGUUUUAAUUUAUUAAUUUCUAUUUCUUCUUGUAGAAGAAAAUAAAUCCUCUUUUCUGUUUUUGUUUUUACAUUUUGGUUCGAUUUAACUAUUUAUAAAUAACCUUGUUUUGUUCUUCAUGUUUUGAUAAUUCAUAUUUCUAUAUAUUUUUGCAUGAGUACAAAAAAAACUGUCCUUAUAUUAGUCCAUGUAUAAUUUUGCUGUUAAGUUUGUUUUUGGAAUUGUAUUUGCUGUUAUUUUCAGAUCACUCAUUAGACUUAUAGUAAGUUUUAUGUGAAUUUUAUGAAAUAAUUUUUUUUGUUCAAUUUUUUUUUGUCUCAGCACAAGUAUGAGAAAAGUGAGUAAUUUGUUCAACACUAUACAUGUUUUCUAAUGUUUGUAAAUAGCACAUAUGUUUUAAUUACAUAUAUUCGUUUCUUUUCAUCAUCAGUUGUUCUGAUGAAUUUAUCACAUCGUAUUGAUACUUGAGAGAGACAUGUUCACAGGUGAAUUAGUGAUGUAAUUUUCACUUAUGCUGUUCUCUACUGCUGUGUAUUUUAUAUUUGUGUAAACUUAGUUCUAUGCAUUGUACAGAUUAUAUUGAGAUGGCCUUAAAAAUUUACGCCUGGCCGUAUCUUUAAGCUGGUUCGCGAUGAACGCAUUGGUUAAGACACCCUUUUACCUGGAUCUAUUGUACAGUUACAAAGCAAUAAGGUGACUUUAACAUAUGCUUUAAAUGUCUCAUUGCUCCUUACGCACGAGGCAUGAACUAAACCUCUGUAUUUUUCGGGCCUCCAGUGUGUAGCCACGCUGUGUACGUGACAUUACUGCGUUAUCAAAUUUUUAGGAAUCUCUGGAAAACAAACAAGUUUUAUGUACUUAUUUUUUGCAAUUGGUUAAGUUUACAGUCAAAUAUCAAUUAUGCCUCUUGUACAUACUAAUUAUCAUAUCAUAUAUAGCUACGUAUCUGUAGUCAAAUAGGGGAAAACCUGUAAAUAUAUUUGUGAAUAGUGCUAAUUAUUUUUUUCAUCUCAGAAUAUUUUCACAAUUAAACAAUGACGGUUCUUGUUUUCAGCUACUGUGUUUUUAACGGUGGUUCUGGAACUUUUGUUUUUGUUGUGAACUUAAAAAAAAAAGUUUUUUCCAGACUUGGUGACUCAAAGAAAUUCUUAGCACAUGUUUGCACACUGUCAUUAAAUUUAUAAUCUGAAAAUGAAAUAUGUAUCAGUCCCCCAAUGUUCACGAAAGUGAAUAUAUAAGAUGGCACGGACACCAUGUGAACAAUAUCACUGAAAAAGUGAGAUCUGCGCAUGUGCAGCAGUUUGGGCAACAGAUAGGUUAGGGAUAGGACACCAACAUCCAUUACCUUAAAAAUAAGGGCCUGGUUGUCCUAUCUAAGGGUUUGGAAGCAGUAAUGUUCACUAGGAAUACGGUUAGGGUACAGUGUAGCAUAUUCAACACCAAAACCCUGUCGUCGUCCCGCUAGCCCUCCCUGGUAGUUCGACGCCCGGUUGCUCAGUUGUCCUAGGUAGAGUGGGGUUGUGAUAUAUCUGCUAUUGUACCAUAUAGAUCAAUGAGUUACGGAAAAGACAGAUAACUUGGCCAAAUUGGCUGAUUAAGUGUGGGAACCUGGUCUUCUUUCAGUUAAAAGUAUCUGUCAAGUGUCCAGCUAAUUAUAUUUUCGAGGUUUUAUAUAUGUUUUGAGUGGUUAUGGUUAUCUUGUGUUUAUUGAGGUAAUAUAAGUGACCAGCUGUUUGGAGAAAUUAAUAUCUCAUCUUUCUUUAUACAUGAUUUUUUUUAUUAAAAGUUUGGGCAAUUAAUUUUUUUAUUAUUAUAAUAUUAUGUACAUAUUAGGUUUGAAAUAAUGGUCAUGCCUUAAAUACAGCACUUAUGAAACUUGGAAAAUAUACAAAGGAGCAAGUGAUUUUUAAAUAAAUUAUGCAUUCAUUUAGAUAUAAUCAAAGCUUUAGUUCUAAAUUAUCUGAAGUAUGUGAUCUUCUCGGACUACAUUUAGCACCGGUAAAUUUUAAUUUUGAAAACCUUCCUCUCUGGUGUCAUUUCAAUAUUGCCAGGUAAGCGGGCGUCUGUUAACUCGAUAUGAAUGUUUCCUUUCCAAUGCUUGCUUCAGUUACUAUUUUUAACUGUUACAAGCUUGUCAGUUAUUACAUUAAGUUCAUACAAUAUUUUGUGUACAUUCUAUUACGAAAAGUUUUGAUUUUCAUUAUUUUAAUGUUAUAACAGUCUGAAAUUAGUGCUUUAUUUUACAGCUCUUUUUGCUUUUACCAUUUAACAAAUUUAAUAUAAAGUAUAGAUAUACAUAAUUAUUUUUAAUAAUUAAAUGUUUUGUAAUUGAUUUAAGAGUUUGAAAUGUAAAUGAAAGAUUAUUAGAUAAAAACAAGUACGAUUAAACUAUAAUUGAUUACCCUAAAUGCUUGCAAGAAUCACCAUAAUAAAUUAGAUGUAAUAGCUGUAUUGAUAUUGUACUGGUGUAAUUUGUAAUGCUUUUUUAUAUAUAAUUUUGUGCUUGGGGAAAUGGAUUAUGGUAAUUUUGAAUGGUUUUUAACUGCUAUGAAUAUAAUUGGCUUUUUUUAUGGCCCUAUUUGUUUUAAAAUAUUCACAUAGUAUUGAUGUUAGCACAGAAUUGUAAUCGUGAAAUCAGAUGUGUAUGAAAUUGUGAAGACAUCUGCAGUUUCGAUGAAUUUGCUGUAUUCCAUUUUCAAGCACUAAAAGUGGGUUUUCGUCGUUUAUAAAUACCUGUAAAUAUUUUGUGUACAUGCAGUAUGUAAAGAAAGUUACAUUGCUUUUAUAAAAAAUGGCUGAACCCAAUGUA
Molecule: messenger RNA, 4313 nt
Organism: Bacillus rossius redtenbacheri
Lineage: Eukaryota; Metazoa; Arthropoda; Insecta; Phasmatodea; Bacillidae
Gene: tmod
Product: tropomodulin
Exons: 9
Coding region: 20-1204 (394 amino acids)
Biological process (GO): actin filament organization; myofibril assembly; pointed-end actin filament capping
Cellular component (GO): cytoskeleton; myofibril
Molecular function (GO): tropomyosin binding
Source: RefSeq, a predicted model, not a curated record